CAUAAUCCAUUCCUUUCUCCCCCCUUACUUUUGUUCCUGGGUUUGUAGUUAACAGUACGAGGAAACUCCUAUAAAUCACAUGACCUACGUCACACCACACCUCCCAAAGACGCAACCCGGUCCAAAAAUUAUUGCACCUACUCGAACCUCAUCCAACAGCACCCGCAAACCUCGAAACAACCACAUCCAUCAACCCGGCCCCGCAACCCUCGACCUCUAAAUCCUCGCAUCUGCCAUCACUUCCGGCCUCAUCACUCACCCCCCACACAAACUAAACACCCGCCACAAUGGUUGAACUCGUGGAAGUCGAGGACGAGUCCUUCGAGACAAAGCAGGUCGGCCCAGACGACGAGGAAGAUUACUACACCGACACUGACUCCGAGAUCUCCUCCGACGAAGACGAAGCCCUCCCCACGCUCGACGAGUCCCUCUCCGAGCGUCUCCUAGCGCUGCGCGACAUCAUCCCCCCCACAACCCGCACCGCCAUCUCGUCCAUCUUCAACACCACCUCCGGCUACGUGACCUCCACCCUCGGAUUCGGCGGGAAGGCGCUGUUCGUGCUCAGCACGAGCGCGCUGCUGCUCGGUGUGCCGUGGGCGCUUGCGUUCGCGGAGGAGCAGCAGAUUGCGGAUAUGGAGAAUGAGAUGCGUGCGAGGGAGGCUGGGUCUGAGCUCCUCGCAGCUCCAGGCACAACCGCCGAGCAACUUAGCGCCCAAUUAGGGGCUCCCGCUGCAGCGCGCCCAGCAUUGUAAAGUAGGGUAGCAGAGUACGCCUUAAUGUCGGUGUAGGAACAGGAAUAGAUGGAACUGGAAACGGGCAUGGAAAACACGGUUGGGUUUUUGACACGCAUGGCGCGUUGUUGUAUAUGUCGUUGAACUUGUAAAAUUAUUAUAUGUGUAUCAAGAGCUGAAUGGAAGGGGAUACAAGGUCUAUUGGUUGUCUGAUAGCACCAUGGCAAGUGGGGUGAGGAGGGACUACAGUAUGUCUAGUUGAAUGAAGCUGUUCUGUCUAUGUAUUACUGGUGGCGAUGUUGUAAAAUUUAUUGUUA
Messenger RNA from Pseudogymnoascus verrucosus, 1048 nucleotides. It is a transcript of the gene TOM22, whose product is annotated as mitochondrial import receptor protein. The transcript has 3 exons. The record is from RefSeq and is a predicted model, not a curated record. Gene Ontology annotation, cellular component: mitochondrial outer membrane. Gene Ontology annotation, biological process: intracellular protein transport. The coding region runs from base 288 to 752 and encodes 154 amino acids. NCBI's taxonomy places the organism in Eukaryota, Fungi, Ascomycota, Leotiomycetes, Thelebolales, Thelebolaceae.